Messenger RNA from Tachysurus vachellii, 1158 nucleotides. It is a transcript of the gene grhprb, whose product is annotated as glyoxylate reductase/hydroxypyruvate reductase b. Gene Ontology annotation, molecular function: glyoxylate reductase (NADPH) activity; hydroxypyruvate reductase (NADH) activity; hydroxypyruvate reductase [NAD(P)H] activity. The record is from RefSeq and is a predicted model, not a curated record. Bases 43 to 1086 code for a protein of 347 amino acids. NCBI's taxonomy places the organism in Eukaryota, Metazoa, Chordata, Actinopteri, Siluriformes, Bagridae. The transcript has 9 exons. Gene Ontology annotation, cellular component: cytosol.
CAGAAGUUUUGUGUGUUUUCGCUGAGUUUUAGUGUGUUCAGGAUGUGGUGUAGCAGAGCAGUGGUUCAGCAGGCCGCACUUGGGCUCAGAGUUGCACAACGUGCCAUGGCCACGUUACCCCGUGUAUACGUCUCCCGUAAAGUGCCACCGCAGGGAUUGGACAUCCUGCGAAAAUCUGCACAAGUGCAGAUCGAGUUGUGGGACUCAGAUGACCCUGUUCCUCGACAGGAGCUGCUGAAAAAGGUUAAAGGUUGCGACGGUUUGCUCUGCGUCCUGACUGAAAAGAUCGACGAGGAAUUGUUGGACGCUGCAGGUCCGAACCUAAAGGUGGUGAGCACCAUGUCGGUCGGGUUUGAUCAUCUUUCACUGGACGAGUUAAAGAAAAGGGGAAUCCGUGUAGGUUACACUCCAGAAGUGUUGACUGAUGCGGUGGCGGAGCUGACUGUUGCCCUUCUCCUCGCGACCUCACGCAGACUGAUCGAGGCUACGCAUGAAGCCAAAACUGGUGGCUGGGGAACGUGGAGAACUCUUUGGCUGUGUGGUUACGAGUUGGCCAACAGUACAGUGGGCAUCCUUGGACUUGGCAGGAUCGGAGUGGCCAUUGCUGAGCGUCUGAAGCCCUUUAAGGUGAAAAAAUUCAUUUACACAGACGUGGAGCCGAGACCGGAGCUGGCGGAGGCCAUCCAUGCAGAGUUCGUGUCCAUGGACGAGUUGGCCAGACAGUCUGAUUUCCUAGCCGUGUGCUGCGCUUUGACUCCAGACACUCAGGGCAUCUGCAAUAAGAACCUUUUUACCAAGAUGAAGAACACGGCCAUCCUCGUCAACACCAGCAGAGGAGGUGUGGUGAACCAGGAGGAUUUGUAUGCAGCGUUAUCUUCAGGCCAGAUUGCUGGAGCUGGACUGGAUGUCACCACACCGGAGCCCUUACCCACGAACCACCCGCUCUUCACACUCAAAAACUGCGUGAUACUACCGCACAUCGCCAGUGCCUCCUACACUACACGGAACGCCAUGUCUGCGCUCGCCGCCAACAACCUGCUGGCUGGACUCCGAGGAGAUCCCAUGCUCAAGGAGCUUCAGCUCUAGAACCUGCUUCAGAUCCCGUUUGUUAAACCUGCUGAAAGUGUUGAUUUGAAAUGAAUAAAGUGAUGAUUUGGA